AUGGGAAAUCCAAAUAUACAAAUCAGUGAAGAAAUUUACAAUGAAGCAUUGAUUUCAAUUGAGGACAUGUGCUUGAUAAUGUCAAACAAACUAUUAAUUCAAUUAGGCCUGACCGCGCCCAAUCGUCCAAUGCAUGACGCUUUUAACCAAGAGUUGCAUCGAGAAAGACUGUAUGAUCUCAACGAUUUGAAAGAAUUAAUUCAAACAAAUCUUCCACUGUUAAAUGAACAACAGAAGUAUGUAUUUGAAACUCUUAUGAAAGUAACAAAUGAUGAAACUGGAGGGAUUUACUUCUUAGAUGCACCUGGUGGUACAGGAAAAACUUUUUUGAUUUCAUUAAUAUUAGCAACAAUUCGCUCACAAAAUAAAAUUGCACUUGCACUCGCUUCGUCGGGAAUCGCAGCAACUUUGCUUGAAGGUGGUCGAACAGCCCAUUCAGCACUAAAAUUGCCAUUAAAUAUGCAUAGCAAUGAAACUCCAACCUGCAACGUUUCGAAGAACUCUGCAAUGGCAAAGGUUUUGCAGCAAUGUAAAUUGAUUGUUUGGGAUGAAUGCACGAUGGCACAUAAAAAAUCUUUGGAGGCUUUGGACAGAACCUUAAAAGAUCUACGGAGCAAUAAUAACCGAUUUGGUGGUGCAAUGAUUUUAUUAGCAGGAGAUUUUCGUCAAACAUUGCCGGUGAUUCCACGAUCAACGCCAGCUGAUGAACUCAAUGCAUGUCUAAAGUCCUCCAGUUUGUGGAAACAUGUCCAAGUACUUCAUUUAAGCAAGAAUGCGUGUCGAGUUGCAAAAUGA
Aphis gossypii (cotton aphid) is the source of this 795-nucleotide messenger RNA. Its product is annotated as ATP-dependent DNA helicase pif1-like. The transcript has a single exon. Gene Ontology annotation, biological process: DNA repair; telomere maintenance. Lineage: Eukaryota; Metazoa; Arthropoda; Insecta; Hemiptera; Aphididae. The record is from RefSeq and is a predicted model, not a curated record. Gene Ontology annotation, molecular function: DNA helicase activity. Bases 1 to 795 code for a protein of 264 amino acids.